Molecule: messenger RNA, 1110 nt
Organism: Apis cerana (Asiatic honeybee)
Lineage: Eukaryota; Metazoa; Arthropoda; Insecta; Hymenoptera; Apidae
Source: RefSeq, a predicted model, not a curated record
AAAAAAUAAAAAAAUGGAAUAUACAUUGGAAGAUGCUUUUGAAAGUUUGAAAGAUACUUUGACAGAACGACAAAAAGAAGUGGAAAACUUGUGUGAUAUAAUUAUGAAUAAUAAACCAAUUGCUUUGAAUAAGACUUGCACUUCAGAAGAUGUGAGAAAAAAGCAAUAUAAAUUAUCUAAAAGUUUAUUGAAUAAAGUUCUUCAGGAAAUACCAAAAGAUUUUCCGAUUCCUCAUACAUCUGAUUUGCAUAUUGAAAUUCUAACAGAACUUGAAAAUGAAGUGCUAAAUGCUCAACAACUUCUUGACAAAAUGAAGACGCAACUUUCGAAUAUUAAUGAAGAUAUAUCUUAUUUAGAAAAGAAGAAAAUGGGUUCGGAAAAAAUGCGAGAAGCCCUUUUGAGUGCAGAACAAUUGACAGAUACUACAACUUAUGAUAAAGAACAUGUAAUAACUAAACGCAUGUUCAAAAAUGUAAAAAAGGAUUUGCAUAUGGUAGUAGAAAUGUUGUUCCCAGAAAAUCAACAUUUCAAAGACUGUUUAGGGAACUUGACAUCAGCAUAUACAAAAGGAGGAGAUGAAAUGUAUAUAUCUAUUACACCAGAAACUCUAGUGUUUAUGAAUUUCCUGAUUGAGGCUGGUAUAAUUAUGUAUCAUAGAAAUGAUAAAACUAGAGUGAGACUAAUGGAUAUGUUAUAAGUAUAAUUAAAAUAUACAGAAUGUAAAUAGAUUCAUGAAAUAUUUUUGGAAGAUUGAUCCUAAAUAUUCUAAAACAUUUAAGAUAUAACAAAAAUAUCAAUUAAGAUUUUAUUAAGUUAUAAAUAAUUAAAAUUUAAGACAUGAAACAAUCUUUAUCAUAUUGUCAUUUCUUUUUAUUUUUGCUUUGGUUCAUUUACAUAAAUUAAUUAUAACUUAAUAAAUAAAUCUCAAUAUUUUUGUAUACUACUUUUGACUUCUUUUUGAUUUCUAAAAUCAAUUUUUCAAAAAUUUCUCAUGAAUAUUAAUAUUGAAUACAUCAGUUUUAUAUUAUUUUUAAAUAAAAUUUUGAUUAUUAAAGCUAAAUGUUGAAGAUUAGAAAAAAAAUGUAUAUAUAAUAAAUAGCUUGAUAAUAA